This is a messenger RNA of Penicillium coprophilum, 1050 nucleotides long. RefSeq names its product putative short-chain dehydrogenase/reductase family protein. NCBI's taxonomy places the organism in Eukaryota, Fungi, Ascomycota, Eurotiomycetes, Eurotiales, Aspergillaceae. Bases 1 to 1050 code for a protein of 349 amino acids. The transcript has 2 exons. The record is from RefSeq and is a predicted model, not a curated record.
AUGGAUCUACGUGAUAUUAUAGCCACUCGUGGCUUCGCGACCUACAGCUUGCGUCAUCCUCGGGAAGCACUGUCAAGCUUUGGCCCAACCCUGAACGAGGCCACCUUCGGCUUUUUAGGGACAUCUUUCCAGCCAGAGCGCGAUAUUCGCGACUUAGAAGGCAAGGUCGUCCUUGUGACUGGAGGCAAUGCCGGCCUAGGCAAAGAGACCAUUCUCCAACUCGCCAAGCAUCGCCCGUCGCGCAUCUACAUGGCCGCCCGCACCGAGAGCAAGGCGCGCGGGGCAAUUGAAUCGCUACAAAGCCAGCUCCCCUCCCCUGCCGAUAUUCGCUUUCUCCCCCUCGAUCUCUCUUCCUUCAAAUCCAUUCGCGCCGCCGCAGACAAGUUCCAGUCCGAUAGCGAUCGCCUGGAUAUCCUGAUACUAAAUGCGGGCACGAUGGGUAACCCGCCCAUCACGACAGAGGAGGGCUACGAGAUCCAGUUCGGCACAAACCAUAUCGGUCACUUCCUGCUCACAAAAUUGCUUCUGCCUACGCUGCAGAAGACCGCUGAUCUUCAGCGCGCCAAGGAUGAGGUCCCCGAUGUGCGGGUCGUGACGGUCGCUUCGGCAGCUCACUGUGUUGGCCCCUCCACUUUCGAGGAACUUACGUCUACCCCUGGCUUGUUGGCUUCCAGUACCUGGACGCGCUACGGCGCCUCCAAGUCGGCUAAUAUUCUCUUUGCAUCCGAGCUGGCCCGCCGGUAUCCUGAUAUCCUGUCUGUUGCUGUGCACCCGGGUGCAGUUGACAGCGGGCUCUAUGGGCAUACGAAAACUCUGAACUCGCUGAUGAAGUAUAGUAUCAAUGCUGCUGGCUCUAUGGUUUUCCGGAGUAUCGCUAGUGGGGCCCUCAAUUCUCUUUGGGCAGCUGGUACGCAAAGGGAAAAUAUUAUCAACGGAGCUUACUACACCCCCAUUGGGUACCGCAGUGGUGGCACUGCGACUGUACAGAACGAACAAUUGGCCCACAAGCUCUGGGAUUGGACCGAGAGUCAGGUUUCCAAGCAAAAUUGA